This is a messenger RNA of Tachyglossus aculeatus (Australian echidna), 2139 nucleotides long. RefSeq names its product otopetrin 1 (gene OTOP1). The coding region runs from base 1 to 2139 and encodes 712 amino acids. NCBI's taxonomy places the organism in Eukaryota, Metazoa, Chordata, Mammalia, Monotremata, Tachyglossidae. Gene Ontology annotation, molecular function: proton channel activity. Gene Ontology annotation, cellular component: membrane. The record is from RefSeq and is a predicted model, not a curated record. The transcript has 8 exons. Gene Ontology annotation, biological process: inner ear morphogenesis; proton transmembrane transport.
AUGGAGGCCGGGUCAGGGAGGCCGGUGCCGGGCGUUGGGGAUGCGGAGGCGGGGGCGUCGUCGAGGGGUUGUUCGGGGGGUCCCCCCCGCCUGCCGUCGGAGGCCCCGAGCCGCCAGUGGGGGCUGAACGUGCUGUGCUGGGGCCUGUCCCUGACGCUGGGCUGGGCCGUGCACGCCCGCAGCCUGCCGCACCACCACCUGCUCCACGCCCUGCACGCCCUCAUGGCCCUGCAGCUCCUCUGGAUGGGCUGGCACCUCUGGGCAGGCCCUCACGGACCCCGGGCCCGGGCCCGGGCCCGGACCCCGGACCGGGCCGCAGACCGGGCCGCAGACCGGGCCCCGGAACAGGCCUCAGAUCGGGCCUCAGACCGGGACGCAGACCGGGCCGCAGACCAGGCCUCGACGCCAGACGACGCCCACGCCGACACCCGCUGGCUCAGGGUUCACUGGUCAGUGGCCAAAAAGGCAGGCUUUUGGGUACAUGUCGGUAUCUUUAGGGAUUUAUGCCGUUACAGAGCGUUAACACAUGUCGCAUGUGAUUCAGUUACCUCGGCCUGUCCUGAACGGUACAAUGUCUUUAAAGAUUCGAGAGAAAUGGCCUUUGGAGAUCCCUCUUCGUGUUUGGUCGAGUAUAAUUCUGAAGGAAUUUCCCUGCCAAUUAACACGUUGUUCUUUUUGUCUUGUUCAGGGAGCAUUACAUUAUUUGCCAUUAUUACUCUCAUUCUGGGAUCCUUUAAAAUUGGCUACUUUAUUGGAUUUUCAGAAUGCUUAUCAGCCACGGAAGGUGUUUUUCCGGUUAUACACGCUAUACAUACCGUGUUCCAGGUCUAUUUCCUUUGGAAUCAUGCCAAGGAUAUCAUUCAAUCUUUCAAAACGCUUGAAAGGUUUGGGGUGAUCCAUUCGGUGUUUACCAACUUGCUCCUGUGGGCUAACGGAGUGUUGGCCGAGUCAAAGCAUCAGCUUAAUGAACACAAGGAAAGGCUCAUUACGCUGGGGUUUGGAAACAUAACGAUAGUUCUAGAUAAUCACACUCCCCAGUGCAACUGUUCAUCCGCCACCAUCUGCUCCAUAUUCUCUCAAGGGAUUUACUACCUCUACCCUUUCAACAUAGAAUACCACAUCUUGGCCUCCACGAUGCUCUACGUCCUGUGGAAGAAUAUCGGGCGCCAAGUGGAAAGCCAACAGCCCCAGAAAGUCCAGUUCAAGUUUCACGGCGUGAUCGCCGGCCCGGCCCUCGGGUUGGCCGUGCUGACCUCCACCAUCUCCAUCGUGGUCGUCUACCUGAUCCGGAUCGGCCGGUCCCGGAGCCAGAGCGAGUCGGCCCUGAUCAUGUUUUAUUUGCACGCGAUCGCCUCGCUGCUUCUGAUGGCGGGGGCCGGGCUGGCCGGCAUCCGGAUUUCCAGGAUGGAGGCCCGGUCCCCGGACGAUUCCAAGAAUCCCGCUCGGCAGCUGGACGCCCACCUCCUGGUGGGGGCGGCUUCGGGAUCCUGGCUCAUCUCCUGGGGCUCCAUCUUGGCGGUCAUCUGCGCCGAGACCCGCCCCGUCUACACCUGGUACAGUCUGCCCUAUUCCAUUCUGGUUGUCCUGGAGAAAUAUAUCCAGAAUCUUUUCAUCAUUGAGGCCAUCCACCGCAAGCCGGGAAAAUCGGAGGGGGACAGUGGGGCUCUUCCAAUAGUCACGGUGUCCAAUGGAAACCCCGCGUCGCUUUCUUCUCCCUGCUCCGGACGACCCCGUGGAGAUGGGGAGUGGGAUGCGGAGGCGCCCGCAGAUGCAGGAGAGCCCCCUCCUCAGAGGCCCGGCCUGAGCCAAGACCGCCGAGGAGACGGGAAAGGUGACGGGCGGGUGAACGGCCCCAUGGCGGCUUUGACCCCGGACUUUUCCGGCUGUGUUGUGAAUUCCCAGCGGGCCAACGGCAAGAAAGGCACCCUGAGGAACAUUGCGGCAUUUUUGUUCCUCUGUAACAUUUCGCUCUGGAUUCCCCCAGCUUUUGGAUGCCGCCCGGAAUACGAUAACGGAUUGGAAGAGAUUGUUUUUGGCUUUGAACCUUGGAUAAUAGUUGUUAACCUGGCCAUGCCGUUUUCCAUUUUCUACCGGAUGCAUUCCGCUGCCUCACUCUUUGAGGUCUAUUGUAAAAUAUAA